ACACUUUGCCAACCAUCACUUGCAUCGCACCACUUUGUGCUUGACAUCCAUUGAAACAUCGACACUAGCGUCCGCACCGUUGUGCCCCGGUGACAUGGCCCCAAUCGUGUCCGGGUCUCCAUUCCGGCCCAGGAGCAGGGGACCCACCGCGCGAUCCCCCUCUCCUCCACCUCUCCCUCCAAAAGCCAGUGCCAUCGACCUCAACAGCUCUACCCGGUCUACUGAUCGAGAAACAGGCCUUAAGGUCACCAAGCGGGCCUUCCUGUGCGACGUUGUGGUGGAGCGCAAUGGCCCCGAAACAACAGCGCUCCUCUCACAUCUUGGAAACGCCGUUGCCCCUCAGUCGGCUCUUCGCAACUCCCAGAACACACCUACUACACCAUCAAGGCGCAGCGAGAAUGGCGGAGCUGUUGCCUCAAAGUGGUCGGUGGAGAAAAGCUCUGAGAUGCAGACGAGGCUCUCGGCGAUCCUGGACGAGUUUAUCAAGACGGAGAGGAGUUACGUGGCACGCAUCAAAGCGUUGAAGAUGAGCUAUGCCGACCCGCUUCGACACUUUGCCAAGCAGGGCUACUCUGUCAUUGUGCCCAUGUACGAAGCAAAGACCCUGUUCAGCAACAUCGACGUGAUCCUGCCAGCCGCUCAGUCGUUUCUGGCCGAUCUUGAAGCCGUGUGGGCCUUGGGGAAUGCGGCGGCCCAAGUUGGAGAUGUCUGUUUGCGACAUCUCAAGACCUUGAAAACGAUCGACCCGUAUCGCACAUACAUUGGUAACCAGGACGAAGCUCAAAAGACGUUCCAGGAGAUGUUCAAGAAGGAGCCUGCGUUUGUCAGCUUCAUCGAGAAUACAAAGUACCAGACCACAAACGUGCAGAACGUUGGGCUGAGCGAACUGUUGAUGGAGCCGGUCCAGCGAGUGCCUCGUUACACGCUGCUCUGGCAAGAAAUGAUCAAGUGCAUGUCUCCCCUUGACACUCAGCGUGCCAAACUGCAGGAGGCAACCGAGAUCGCGUCCCGAAUCGCUCGAUGCGAUGCCGACGAGCAGACUGUGCGAGCCACAGUCAUGUACUGCUUGCAGCGCAACGUCGAGAACUUUCCCGUGAGUGGUGUACAAGUCGCAAAGGCUGACAUCAAGGCAAACCUGUUUAGUAACAACCGCAACUUUAUUGACGCCAUCGAUGUGCAAGAUUCUCCCCCUGGCGGGGACACCGCCACCAGUGGAUCCAAAAGUCCACGCCCGGCCUCGGUUGCGUCCUCGAACAGAUCGUCGAUAACUGCCAGCUCGUUGAUGUCUCCACGGAAGGAGUCUAGCAGUACAGCAACGUUGCCUUGCACAUUGUUCCUCUUUGACGACAAGAUCAUGAUCACCAAACGUCAGUCAAGCUCUAUUAGCGGACCCAAGGUUACCGGCGUCGACGACGUCGCCAAACUCGUCAAGUCUGGCGGUGGUGUCGCCGUGAAGGAGAAGGAUGGUUCCAAAAAGGAAAGCCUCAGCUUCCGCGGUGUUGUCGAUAUUCUGAAUGUUGUUGUGACAGACGUUGGAAACGGAGACUUCAACAUUGACUUUGGAAAGCCCCCCAUGGACCAGUUUGGCAAGUGGGCGAGCCGAACCUUCCGCCACUAUUCUACCGUUCACCCUCCCUACUCUGUUGGGUUCGACCCGUCGGCUACACGGAAAGACAAGCUUCGAUUCGUGCACAACAUUUGGGCAGCGCAGGCUCUUGCUCGGACCAAGGUCCUUCCGACGCAAGUCAAGGCUGUCCCCCAGGUCCUCGAGUCUCCUGAAGAGGUCGACUUGGGCCCAGCCAAAGAGCCUUUCUCGGUGGCUAAGCUGUACUCGAACAUCUGGGAUCGUGAGGGUUGGGAGGCUGAACAAACCAAGGCUCGGGUUCUCAUUCGCAUCGACGAAGAUGGCCAAUUCAAGGACAUGCCGAUGGGUAGCAGCGGGAAUCCGAGUCUCAUUUUCCAUCUACAGCCUCUGGCCGGCGGUAUUUGUCGCCUGUCGUGGCUCUUGCCCAACCUUGGGCUGAACGAACAGGAGACGAUGGUGCCCUUGGACGAGAUUGUGGAGAAGGUGGCACGUAGAAUAUGCCGCUCCAAAGCCUUCCAUCCCGACGAAACCGUCACUGUCGCCAACGCGUCCGCACCCAACACCCCGUCUACCGCUGGUCGAAGGCACAACUUUGGAAGGAGUUUGGACGCUGUGACGACCAACCUCUUUGGGAGUGGCACUGCCUCGUCGCGGGGAGGUUAUACAAGCAGUGGGGAUGCGUUUGGGUCGACGAGCACCAAACGGAGCCGCUCAGUCACCAGCCGGACAUCCACGGCGGAGACCAGAGGAACGUCAACGGACAAGCGGUCUGUCACUUCGGACGGACGGAGCAUGCCGCAGACACCAAGAUCGCCCAUGUCACCCUCGCGAGCCGGCGCGCGGUCGCCGUCUACGGCGUCACGCUCCGACGGGCAUGGCAAGUUGUCGGAUGGACCCCGACCUGGCUCGGCCUCCCCAGCUGUGCCGUCUCGAGUCGCCGCCCGAAUCGCUGCUAUGGAAGAAAAGGUCAACUCGGACACGUCACCAAUACGACGGACCCCGUCGCGAGUUCCUGUCCCUACCCUUGCGUCUUCGGUGCUUGCACGGGACGAGUCCAGUCUCACUCGCGAUUCGUCAUUGUCUUCUCUGCCUCAGUCGCCCACAAAGUCCUCGGCCAAGCCGGAUGCGCUCUCACCUCGUCCCGGUGGUUACGUUGCGCCGCUACCCCCGCCACUGGCCCUGGCUUCAGACUCAUCGGCCAUGUCGAGGCAAGGGUCGUCCGUCACCGAACGACCUCUGUCUCCUCGACCACCGCUCCCUCAACCUGGUCAAGCGCACCCGGCCCUCGGUGUUGUUUCUCCGCUCCCAAAUCUUCCGGGUUCCGCUCGCAGACCCCUUCCUCAGCCACCUAUGGUAGAGGUUGACCUUACCGACGCCCCACCCAGCAAAUUGAUUGGCCUUGGGGCACCACCCCGACUCCGCAUCACUUCUGGAAGUGCUCGAUCGUCGGUUGUCGGGGAUGAGAAUGCCUCGCUCCGGUCGACAUCAGGUCAGAAGCGUCAACACAUGGCCGAGCACCUCACACCCCGCAAGCGUUCCCCGAGCGACUCGCCUAUGCACCGGCGUGAGGGGGAAAGGACGCCGACACAAACACCAGAACCUAGACUCCCAGGAGUUUCUUCGAGAAAGGUCUCGACGAGCACUCUAACUCCUCGAGGCAGUCGGCAGUCGAGUGCUACAGGCACGCUUACACCUUCCCGCCGAGUGUCGGCUGUCAGUGUAGCAAGUGUCGCCAGUGCCGCCACGGUUCACACUAUUGGGUCUGCCACCGAGGACUGCGAUAUCAUCAUGAGCGACCACGCAGACCUCUCAACAGCUGCCAAUUCUGUUCGACAAAAGGUUGCCGAUGCCCGUAUCUUGACCCGUCGAAUCCGAGUGGACGCCAAGAGCCUCUACAAGAUGACCAAGGAGAACCAUUGGGAUGUGUCGCGCACACCGAGCCUUCCUCGGUCGCCUCAUAACCGAAACAUUCGCCGUCAAGCCGACUUGCUCGGCGCAUACGAGGAUGUCCCCAGUGUGGUGUCGCCUGGUGCACCCAUCAAAGGUGAUAAAGAACAGUCCCCUGAAGACGUUGUGCGAGCUCUUGUGAAGACGAGCGACAAGCUUGAGACGCGACUCAAGGAGGCCCUUGCCGACACUGAACGUGUUCGAAUGCUGGCUCGACAGGCCGCGGAGGCGGAAUCCCAGCACGCAUCGAGCACUGCCGUCUGGGAAUCGCAGAUACAGCGAUCCAAGGAGCGCGAGGACUUGGUGCGCGAGCAUUUGGGUAUGCGGGAGAUGGAACUGGACGAGAUCUACAAGGCCUUCAACACGGAGCUGGACAGCAUGUACAAUGACCUGACGCUGCCGCAACCGGACCUCGCGGCUGCAGCUAUGCGCAAAGAUCUGCAGGAGACCAAGGCGCAGCGCAACCAGUACCAGCUCGAGAAUAGCCGCCUCAAGCAGCAGCUGGACGAGGAGCGUCAAAAGCGCGAGCACUGGGCCAAACUUCUCCGUGCCCACGGCAUUCCUCUUUAA
This is a messenger RNA of Vanrija pseudolonga, 4102 nucleotides long. RefSeq names its product Rho guanine nucleotide exchange factor gef2. Gene Ontology annotation, cellular component: cytoplasm. Lineage: Eukaryota; Fungi; Basidiomycota; Tremellomycetes; Trichosporonales; Trichosporonaceae. The coding region runs from base 95 to 4102 and encodes 1335 amino acids. The record is from RefSeq and is a predicted model, not a curated record. The transcript has 12 exons. Gene Ontology annotation, molecular function: guanyl-nucleotide exchange factor activity.